This is a messenger RNA of Striga asiatica, 1022 nucleotides long. NCBI's taxonomy places the organism in Eukaryota, Viridiplantae, Streptophyta, Magnoliopsida, Lamiales, Orobanchaceae. The record is from the annotation of a GenBank genome assembly.
AUGGCACCCAAGGCCGAGAAAAAGUCAGCCAUCACCUCUCGCGAGAUCCAGACCGCCGUGAGGCUGGUGCUACCCGGGGAGUUGGCCAAGCAGGCCGUCUCUGAGAGAACCGAUGCCGCCACCAAAAGGGGACACUGUUCUUGCCGUCAAGUGAGCGUCACGAAUGGGUCAUCAAUGGCAGACAAAUGUAUGUUCCGGCUCAGUUUAUUCAACCCAGAAUUUUCUCUUCUUUCAUCAAUAGUUGCAGUCAUUCUUGGUUUUGGUGGGCUUGAAGAUUUCUGGACUUGUAGAGUUUGGUCAGCAUUGGUUUUAUCAGCAAACUCAAAGACUUCAAGAGGCUCGAUGCAGUUUCCUCACGAGCUAGCCAAUUAUGACGAGGUUUCAAUGCAGCAAAAUGUACCUAAAGGGUCUUUCAUUGUCAGGGCUCAUACGCCAAUGUCGAAUUUGUUUUCUUACCUUCGGUUUAAUGAAGUCGAGCAGUUCUGAAUAUGUUCAAGGAUUGUGAGAGGCGAAAAAUUGCUAAAAAUUUACCAUCACACGUCUGAGGAGAAGAGGAGUAUACCUCAACAAGCAACGAGUAGUUUUUCAUGAUGUUGAGCUUUGCUGAGAAACCGAGAUACUGGUUACCGUAAAUUGUUCUUUUAAAGUAAUAUGGAUUAUGGGGAAAAGAUUGUGUAUCUGGAAGCACAGCCAUGUAAACUUACAACUUGCUAUGAGGAAUGGUAAAAAAGCUCACGUUGCUCUUGCUCGACAGAAUACGAGCAAGCGGAGGCCAACUCUUUUUGCUGGUUUCCCAAAAAUUUGCUUAUUUUUGGGCACUUUUUGGAAGAAAGACCACAAGCUCUCACUAUGUAGAACAAAAGAAGCACAGACUGUGAUUGUAGAGCCUCAAUUCAAUUAUUUUAGUUACAUAGAUUGAAUGUAUAAUGACAAAAGAAGCACCUGAUAUCUUUGUAUGAAUUCAUUUUGAUAUUAUCACCUGGUGAGGUUUGCUAGUUUUGUUGUCAUGAAAAAUAAUAAUG